UGUUUUGACAUGUGUCUAGGUAGUAAGAUAUGACUGUCGUAAGUUAAGUAUAAGACGAUUUUUACAAAGCGAUUUUAAAAUAAAAAUAAACAUGGAAUCGUGUUUGGCUGUUGAAAAAGACGUGGUAAAAGUCCUGACUAAAUUCAACGCAUUCAACGAUCACAGCAAACGUGUAGUCACAGAGCUAAUUGAGCAAAUCAACGGCUUGAAAGCAGAAUUGCAAAAUGCUCCUGAAGAUCACACUUUGACAUUCAUCCAACAGGAGUUACUUAUACAGACAAUGACAAAAAUUAAAGAUACUGUUUCAAGACUAGCAAUAGAACACAGAGACUUGCACAGUUCUGUGUCCAAAGUUGGAAAAUCUAUUGACAGAAAUUUCACGCCAGAUUUUGCCGCCUGCAGCAGGGAGAAUGUUUUUAACAAUCCGGAAAAAAUGGACAUUAUUAAUAAAGUUAUUUGCAAACACUACUACAGGCAAGGAAUGCAUGAUGUAGCCGAUGCAUUGCUAAAGGAAGCACACGUAACUGUCGAAAGAUAUGAGAAGGAGCCAUUCACAGAGGUGCAUCACAUUUGCGACAGUUUAAAAAACAAAGAUCUUGAGCCAUUGUUAGCAUGGGCGACCGCACAUCAUGAUUCACUUGAAGCUGAGAAUUCGCCUCUCGAAUUUAUGACACACCGCUUAAAGUACAUCGAGCUAUUAAAACUGGGCGCCGGAUUCCAGUCCGAAGCCAUUGCCUAUGCUAGAAAUCAUUUUAGAAACUUUGUUCAAAAGCACGAAAAGGAUAUACAAACCUUAAUGGGCAUGUUGCUAUAUGUACCCAACGGAAUAUCCCAUUCGCCGUACGGCAUCUACUUUUCUACGGAUACUGAAAUGUGGUUGGAAAUAUAUGACUUAUUUAUAAAGAAUGCUUGCCAGUUGUUAGGAGUUUCUGAAAACAGUCCACUGAUUACUUGCAUUAACGCAGGUUGUCAAGCUAUUCCCGCUCUCUUAAACAUCAAACAAGUAAUGAUGCAAAGACAAGUCAGUCAAAUAUGGAAGGGUGCUGAAGAACUACCAAUUGAAAUUGAUUUGGGUUCUGAUAGCAGAUAUCACUCCAUGUUUGCCUGUCCCAUUUUAAGACAACAAUCCACGAAAAAUAAUCCUCCCAUGCGCUUGAUAUGUGGUCAUGUUAUUUCAAAAGAUGCUCUACAAAAGCUGGCAAACGGAAAUAAAUUGAAAUGUCCGUAUUGCCCGAUGGAGCAAUCGCCGCAAGAUGCCAGACAAGUAUAUUUUUAAAACAUUUGAAAAGUUUAAAAUGCAUUAAACAGAGUUUUAUAUCAGUAAGUUUUAAUGAAAGACUUAAGCUCAGUAAUUUCCUAACAUAUUUUUGGCAUUGCCCACCGAUUUUUGUGGAAUGAAUUUAUUUUAACCCUGCAGCAAUACUUUGUUAUAUUAACUGUAUAUAUUUUGAGAAUCGUUAAGGCUGAAAAAGCUAACAGAAAUUAUGGUUAUUGGAGAAAGAAUUUUGUAGACACAAUGUACUUGAAUUAUUUAUAUGAUCUUCAGAAUUUAACAAUUGAUUUGUAGUGAUAGUGACUGUAGGCAGUUGAAUGAUUGGUUGAAAACUACAACUGCCUAAGACGGAAGUAUUUAGUUGUUAUAUUCUAAGUAUAUAUUUAUCUAUAUUUGAAAUUAAAGUAAUUAUGUGUAAUAAAACUAGACAUGCAUACUUUUUACAGACUAGCUGUUUGGAAAUAAAUUUAAAUGAAAUAAAUAUGUUUCUAAUUCGAGGACUUUUCAAAUGUAAUUGCCGAAUUUUGUUUGUAGUUACGCGUUGAUUGCCACUGAACGAGAAACGCUUUUCUAAUGGUAAUGUUCACAAUGUAUUAGCAAUACACAACACUGUAGAUUAAAGUAAUAUGAUGAAGAGCAAAUGAAUGCAAGGUCCCAUCUAUAUUUGUUAACAAGUCUAAAAUCUAUAUAUUGGCCUUGACAUUAACGAAACUAUACGAUACUAAGAAUUAUUGAACAAAAUUAAGCAAAACAUGUUUGUGUUGUUCACGAUAAAAGAGGCUAAAGAUUAAUUCCCACUAGAUAAAUUUUAAGCUAAUUGAGACUGUUUCAGCAACUAGGACGCAUUUGACCAUUUGUUAUUUUAGGCAAAGUGUAACUGAAAAAUGAGAGCUGUUCUUACAUUAGUGUUAAUAUUUUAUUUGGCAACAAGUUGUAUUUGUUAUAAUUCUGGUCAGUAUGCACAGUACAACACUCGAAAUGACCUGGAUUGGUCUGCAUACACUUACAGUAUUGAUGAAGGCAAUUGCGACGGAUCCAAGUUAGCUGAUGAGGAUGUUACCAAAGAGGCUGACGAACAUACGUAUAAAAAAACGACCUAUACCUGGACUGGCAGAAACAUGUUCUACUUAACAUGUAUAAGAGUUUUGAAUCGUAUGCCUCGAGAUAGAAAUGCUGGAGAAACUCGUAUCACGGAAGGAGGUGUUGGACAAGGACAAGUUCGUAUUGAAAUGCGGUCACAAGACUCUCAAAAGCUGAAUUUCCACGUUGAAAUUUGGGGUAAACCAGUGAAUUCCGCACCAAAUAUAGCUAUUGUUCCGAGUAGAGCGGAUAAUGUAUUAUACAUGAAUGGAAAGAAGUACUGUGAAUGCCGAUAAGGCUAUUUGCUAUAUCUCGGAAUUUAGUUAGUAGCUUGUUAAUACAUGUAUAUAUUAUUACAUUUUUAAUUAGCAUAAUAAUUUUGAAGAAGAAAUUUGAAAAUCC
Messenger RNA from Dendroctonus ponderosae (mountain pine beetle), 2755 nucleotides. RefSeq names its product E3 ubiquitin-protein ligase RMND5A (gene Sou). The record is from RefSeq and is a predicted model, not a curated record. NCBI's taxonomy places the organism in Eukaryota, Metazoa, Arthropoda, Insecta, Coleoptera, Curculionidae. The transcript is spliced from 7 exons. Gene Ontology annotation, biological process: proteasome-mediated ubiquitin-dependent protein catabolic process. Gene Ontology annotation, cellular component: nucleus; cytoplasm; GID complex. Gene Ontology annotation, molecular function: ubiquitin protein ligase activity; protein binding. Bases 92 to 1276 code for a protein of 394 amino acids.